AUGCGCAUUGUUUCGCUCUUAGAACAAUGUGAUGGCCACCACUCGAAAUACAGAAGUUCACAUCCUCCUCGAAGACCUACACGGCUGCUGCGUAUCGGCAUCGAUCAGCAAAGUAACCAGCUCUAUGUCUAUCUGGACACUGGAAGUGAUCAAGAGCACAAGUUAACAGUCUCAUUAUUCAAAACACUCCGAAUAGAGCUUGCUGUUUCGGAGUUGCCUAGAAUAUUACAAGAUGCCUUCUUAUCGAGCUGGAAUCAUGAUGUAAGAUUUAUCUGGAUGAACUACCUCUGCAUUUUCCAGAACAAUGAAAAAGACCUGGCUCGCGAAAUUGCGGACCUACCUGCUAUUUCUGAUAAUGCUCAUAUCACCAUUCCUGCUAGUGGAGCAGACGAUAGCCGGGACAACUUUCUCAACCGAACAUCUCGCUCACCUGUACAAGGCAUUGUUUGGAGUCUCUCUUAUGCUUGUACAGAUGGAAUAUAUACCAUCGCCGCAGAUUUUAGAAUACACGUCAUCUGGGCUCGUAUGGAUGUGUCGAGAGACGGAACAGCAUCAAGAAGAGGAGUGAGGUCCUGGGAGGACAUGCAUCAACUGUUUUUGUCUCUUUAUCGCGGUAUCAAAGAGGGCUCUGACGUCAAAGAAUGCGAAAUCUGGAUGAAAUUAGUGUGGAAUGACUCAAGACGCGCGCUCAAAUGUCCUGCAGACAAGAUUCCGGCAACUUCAGGCAUAGCAGAUCUUUGGAGUAGACGAAUGCUCAAUGAUACUUGUCUGGCCGGUCUAUGGCAUUACCAAAUCCCACUAGCAUUGCUAUGGAUUUGCGAUCAACAAUCCGAGCAACUAGACGAUACGUACCGUACGCCCUCCUGGAAAUCGGCCAGUUUGAAAGGCCUAGCCACUUGGAAUCGAGCCAUGAUUACAGAUAUCGAUCCAGAACUCGAAGUAGUAGCCUCAAACAUCAAGCUUGUUCAUGUUGAAUUACCUUAUGGCGCGGUCGCCUCAGGAUCUCUUACUGUUCAAGGACAUUUUUGCAGAGGAAUCCCAUCAUUAAGCGCACCAAAUUGUUUAGAUAGUGAAUAUAUCGGAGGCAAAAGCUUCGCACCCAUUGAUUUGCUUUCGGAUAGUUCCGAGUCGACCUUGCCAGUUGUUAUGUAG
Molecule: messenger RNA, 1152 nt
Organism: Bipolaris oryzae ATCC 44560
Lineage: Eukaryota; Fungi; Ascomycota; Dothideomycetes; Pleosporales; Pleosporaceae
Exons: 3
Coding region: 1-1152 (383 amino acids)
Source: RefSeq, a predicted model, not a curated record